Coregonus sp. 'balchen' is the source of this 11230-nucleotide messenger RNA. Lineage: Eukaryota; Metazoa; Chordata; Actinopteri; Salmoniformes; Salmonidae. The record is from the annotation of a GenBank genome assembly.
AUGGUGUUGCUUGCUGUGCUGUGUGCAGACCCAGGGUCGUGGAGGUACCGCUACAGCCCAGAGAGGCUGAAGAAGGCUGUAUCCUGCCAGGCUGAAGACUCUUCCGCAGAGGGGAGACACGGACACAGGACAUCAGGUGAGUUAGUUCCUUCCACCCCUGCACAUAGUAAAACAAUGUUUUGUUUUAUGGAAAACACUAAAGCCAUCUCAUCCCGCUCGAUAGGUUCCACUUGCCCCUCAGUCCUACGGUCUGAAAUUAUUUUUAACGCCACUCCUUGGUUAGAUGUUUUUUUGGUUGCGUCUCAGAAGCUCAUUGUUUGUGUGAUAUCUGUCCAUGAGAGUACUGUAUGUUUGCCACAAAUAUAUUCACUAUGCUUCAACCAUGUCUUUUUUACAUUUUAAGAACCAGGGAAAAGGAUUGUGAGGAAAACCAAAGGUAAGGCAACAGUGAUGCCACUAAUUGACUUAUCAUUGCUGUCUUGUUAAAGAGGUCCCUGUUAAAGAGGUCCUUGUUAUUCAUUAUCAUUAUGAGAUUUGUAUGUUAAAUGAAGAUUGAGACUAGAUUAACAGACAGGCAGCUGGCCUGGCUCAUAACCCUGGAGCCACUGCUGCUAUGAUUCAGGUUCCCUGUUGCCCGUACUGAGUCUCUGUAUUCACCCCAUACUGUCAUUCUGCCCUAGAUAGACCCCUGGACAGCCAGAUCAAAAGGCCAGUCCUCCACUCUCUCAACCCCACACCCCACUCUGCCCUAGAUCACCCAUAAUGCUGUUAAUUAUGGGCCAUAUUACUGAAAGGCUUUGUCAUGCAGGAGUUCUUUUCAAUAGUCAAAUUCAGUCCUGGCUUUAGAUCUGUGGCUCACGCUGCUCUCAUGCAUUCUAAUUGACCCGUAAUGAAAGGGCAGUGAUGGGAGAGAAUAGAGGGGGAGAGAGAGGUGAUAAUGGUUAUAUGAACAGCAGCAAUAAGUUGGGAAAUAAAUAAGUGUGGUUAGGUUAUAUUAAAGACUAAUGGGUUUGGGAGGAAACUAUGUCUCUGUGUGUCUUCGUCAGUCAGUCAGUCUGCCAGUCUGCCAUGGCGGUGCAGUCAGCCUCGUUAUCUCUGCUGAUUUAAAUAUAGAGCAACAAAGGGAUAAACUAAGUACCCCUGUCUUGUCUCUCUGGCGUGUUUACGCCCUCUCAAAUCAAUUUGGCUACGAACCUAAUGAAGUUGUCAUUUUCUUGUUCUUCGUCUUCCUUAGUCAGAGAGUCAGAAAGGAGGCAUUUCUCAUUCACAGUUUAUCCAAUUAACUUGCCAGUGCUCAGAUAUUAUUAGUGUGUUGACAGUAUGAUAUAUAUAAAUCUAGUUUCUUGUAGUGGCAGCAUUGUUGACGUUCUCCUUUCAUUUUCUCCUCUUCAUUUUCUUCUCCUGACUUGCAGCCAUUUUGAAGGUAAGCUUCCCAAUGAUGAAAGUACAUUUUCCCCUGCCAUGUUUUUUCUCCUCUGUGCAGAAAAUAGAAAUCGGUUGACUCAGUUCAAUGUGGUCCUGGGAGAUGUUGUUCUCACAGGUUUGACACUGACUCAGCAAGGUUUUUUCUGCAUUUCCAUUCAGAGACAAAUUAAUCCAAGUAGAGGAACUGCUACUCUAAGCUGUAUUGGGCUGAACCAUAUUGUGUUAAUAAAGGCAGAGGUUUCCGUCUCAGGGUUUUGUUGAUUAGUGAUGUGUCCACAACGUGGGGCGCACAGCAUGCUGGCUUGGCAUGAUCACAUUGUUGUACCUUCAUAUCUCAUGCCGUGCUAAAGCAGUCACAGUGAUACCAUCCUUUUCAACACCUUGCAAUUACAUUAAAAAAGGAACACCUCUAUGCUGGCCUCGCAAUAACACCUCAACUCUCUGUGACUUCAAGCUACAGCACGCAGACAGUGAAGGUGCUCUUCUGGGGGACAGGCGUUCCCUGCAGCCAGCUGCUAGUGUCAGUAUGCUGGGCUCCAGUCUAGGCGAGCCUGAGGCUGAGAGGCCUAGUGUGCUGGAAGCCCAGGAGGAGCUAGGCCGCAGGAGGGACUCUCUGGAGCAGCUGAGUCCCAGUGAGGACCCUAAGCCAGGGUCCCUACCCUGCCAGGGGGGCACUGAGCAGCAGGAGGAGGAGACUGAGGAGGAGAAGGGGGAGAUAAACACAGAUAUUCUGAUGGAGGAUGACCAGGUAGCCGACUUUUCCAGCUCCAUGCUGGCAGCCAUCUCCUGCUGGCACUAUAGGGCCAGGGCUUUGCUUUCCGCUCGGUUCACAACGGUGAGGCUCACUGCCACCAAUGGGUUUCCUAUUUCCUCUGCAAUUUCACCGGCUUGCCAAUCAACCAUCUCCCUCUCUGUUUACUUCGACCUUGAUGUAAUUCACUAAAACCCAGCUACCAUUUGCCAUAUUCAUGGAAUGCUUCUGGUUUUCACACUCACAAUAACUGCAUGGACUAAACCUUCCAGGAAUGGUAACAAAAAUCAGUAGCAUGGAAAUCUGGUCACUGGAGAUCAGAUUUAUGAUUCAUAAUUUUUGUGUCUUCAUUGAAUGUUGGGGAAAAUGUGACGGCAUUAUGUACAUUAUAAACAUAGAUUUGAUGUGUUCAAGUCCUUAAAGGGCUUGGUAUGGUUUGAAUUUGAGGUUUUUCGAAUGGAAUGGUUAAUAGUGAUGGUGGGAAAAAUCUAUAGUUACAUCGCAAUUAUUAUUUUGGAUGAUAUUAUAUUGAUACUUUGACUAAAAGUAUGGAUUUUUGUUUAAAAAAAAUUGCUAGGUAGCCUUAGCUAGCUCUAGUCGGCUGUACCUGCGCCAAAACUCCGGUAUUUUUCAUCCUAUAGCUUGUUCUCAAUUUUUUUAAAUAGUGAGCCAACAUGUUUUCAGAAUUUUUAUUUCCAUGACUGAUCAAAACAAAUGCUCUCUCGUCUCUCUGCAGCAGACAUAUAGUGAGCAGUAUGUUUGGAACAUCAUAUUGCAGUAUUGAAUCGCAAUACAUAUAGAAUCGUGAGAAUUGCAAUACGUAUCGUAUCGGCACCUAAGUAUUGUGAUAAUAUCGUAUCAUGAGGUCUCUGGCAAUUCCCAGCCCUAAUGGUUAACAUGCACACUACCAUGCUUUUCUCUCUUGUGUUGCGGGGAGUUACAGUCCCAAAACAUUGUAAGGCAAAAAAAAAUUGGCAAAGCCUCCAGCCACCCAGAGCGCCAAGUCUAGGUCUAAAAGGCUUCUUAACAGCUUCUACCCCCAAGCCAUAAGACUGCUGAACAAUUAAUUAAAUUGCUACCCGGACUAUUUGCAUUGACACUGCUGCUACUUGCUGUUUUACUAUCUAUGCAUAGUCACUUUACCCCUACCUACAUGUAUAUAUUACCUCCCCACAUUGACUCGGUACCGGUACCCCCUGUAUAUAGCCUUGUUAUUGUUAUUAUGUUAUUGUUAUUUUAUUGUGCCACUUUUACUUUCGUUUAUUUAGUAAAUCAAAUCACAUUUUAUUUGUCACAUGCGCCAAAUACAACAGGUGUAGACCUUACUGUGAAAUGCUUACUUACAAGCCCUUAACCAACAAUGCAGUUCAAGAAAUAGUUAAGAAAAUAUUUACUAAAUAAACUAAAGUAAAAUAUUAAAAGUAACAAUAAAAUAACAAUAACGAGGCUAUAUAUUUUUUCUUAAAACUGCAUUGUUGGUUAAGGGCUUGUAAGAAAGCAUUGUGCAUGUGACAAAUACAAUUUUAUUUGAAAAUCAACAUUGUAGAAAAAACAAGUUAGCAAUUAGCCUUGUGCUUAUUUGGCGGGUGCAUUUGCAUUGAAUCAAUGGAUUCACAGAGCUUAUGUAUGACUUCAAAGGUGAAUUUGGCUGUCAAAUCGGGGAGUAAGGACAAUGGGUGCUUUGGUCUUCACAUUAGUUAAAAGGUUUCCUUUCUGAUUUUUCCAAAACUACAGAGGAGCUUUGUAAAGGUUAAUUGCUGUAAUGGCAUUAAAAUGGCUUGAACGUUGAACACCUUGUAAUAUGAAUGUCAGCUGUCUAUAUACAGUGGGGGAAAAAAGUAUUUAGUCAGCCACCAAUUGUGCACGUUCUCCCACUUAAAAAGAUGAGAGAGGCCUGUCAUUUUCAUCAUAGGUACACGUCAACUAUGACAGACAAAUUGAGAAAAGAAAAUCCAGAAAAUCACAUUGUAGGAUUUUUAAUGAAUUUAUUUGCAAAUUAUGGUGGAAAAUAAGUAUUUGGUCACCUACAAACAAGCAAGAUUUCUGGCUCUCACAGACCAGUAACUUCUUCUUUAAGAGGCUCCUCUGUCCUCCACUCAUUACCUGUAUUAAUGGCACCUGUUUGAACUUAUUAUCAGUAUAAAAGACACCUGUCCACAACCUCAAACAGUCACACUCCAAACUCCACUAUGGCCAAGACCAAAGAGCUGUCAAAGGACACCAGAAACAAAAUUGUAGACCUGCACCAGGCUGGGAAGACUGAAUCUGCAAUAGGUAAGCAGCUUGGUUUGAAGAAAUCAACUGUGGGAGCAAUUAUUAGGAAAUGGAAGACAUACAAGACCACUGAUAAUCUCCCUCGAUCUGGGGCUCCACGCAAGAUCUCACCCCGUGGGGUCAAAUGGUCACAAGAACGGUGAGCAAAAAUCCCAGAACCACACGGGGGGACCUAGUGAAUGACCUGCAGAGAGCUGGGACCAAAGUAACAAAGCCUACCAUCAGUAACACACUACGCCACCAGGGACUCAAAUCCUGCAGUGCUAGACGUGUCCCCCUGCUUAAGCCAGUACAUGUCCAGGCCCGUCUGAAGUUUGCUAGAGUGCAUCCAGAAGAGGAUUGGGAGAAAGUCAUAUGGUCAGAUGAAACCAAAAUAUAACUCUUUGGCAAAAACUCAACUUGUCGUGUUUGGAGGACAAAGAAUGCUGAGUUGCAACCAAAGAACACCAUACCUACUGUGAAGCAUGGGAGUGAAAACAUCAUCCUUUGGGGCUGUUUAUCUGCAAAGGGACCAGGACGACUGAUCCGUGUAAAGGAAAAAUGAAUGGGGCCAUGUAUCGUGAGAUUUUGAGUGAAAACCUCCUUCCAUCAGCAAGGGCAUUGAAGAUGAAACGUGGCUGGGUCUUUCAGCAUGACAAUGAUCCCAAACACACCGCCCGGGCAACGAAGGAGUGGCUUCGUAAGAAGCAUUUCAAGGUCCUGGAGUCUCCAGAUCUCAACCCCAUAGAAAAUCUUUGGAGGGAGUUGAAAGUCCGUGUUGCCCAGCGACAGCCCCAAAACAUCACUGCUCUAGAGGAGAUCUGCAUGGAGGAAUGGGCCAAAAUACCAGCAACAGUGUGUGAAAACCUUGUGAAGACUUACAGAAAACGUUUGACCUGUGUCAUUGCCAACAAAGGGUAUAUAAGAAAGUAUUGAGAAACUUUUGAUAUUGACCAAAUACUUAUUUUCCACCAUAAUUUGCAAAUAAAUUCAUUAAAAAUCAUACAAUGUGAUUUUCUGGAUUUUUUUUUCUCAUUUUGUCUGUAUAAUGGUGUCCCAGUGGGGGAAAAAAAUAUUUAGUCAGCCACCAAUUGUGCAAGUUCUCCCACUUAAAAAGAUGAGAGAGGCCUGUAAUUUUCAUCAUAGGUACACGUCAACUAUGACAGACAAAAUGGGAAAAGAAAAUCCAGAAAAUCACAUUGUAGGAUUUUUAAUGAAUUUAUUUGCAAAUUAUGGUGGAAAAUAAGUAUUUGGUCAAUAACAAAAGUUUCUCAAUACUUUGUUAUAUACCCUUUGUUGGCAAUGACACAGGUCAAACGUUUUCUGUAAGUCUUCACAAGGUUUUCACACACUGUUGCUGGUAUUUUGGCCCAUUCCUCCAUGCAGAUAUCCUCUAGAGCAGUGAUGUUUUGGGGCUGUCGCUGGGCAACACAGACUUUCAACUCCCUCCAAAGAUUUUCUAUGGGGUUGAGAUCUGGAGACUGGCUAGGCCACUCCAGGACCUUGAAAUGCUUCUUACGAAGCCACUCCUUCGUUGCCCGGGCGGUGUGUUUGGGAUCAUUGUCAUGCUGAAAGACCCAGCCACGUUUCAUCUUCAAUGCCCUUGCUGAUGGAAGGAGGUUUUCACUCAAAAUCUCAUGAUACAUGGCCCCAUUCAUUCUUUCCUUUACACGGAUCAGUCGUCCUGGUCCCUUUGCAGAAAAACAGCCCCAAAGCAUGAUGUUUCCACCCCCAUGCUUCACAGUAGGUAUGGUGUUCUUUGGAUGCAACUCAGCAUUCUUUGUCCUCCAAACACGACGAGUUUAGUUUUUACCAAAAAGUUAUAUUUUGGUUUCAUCUGACCAUAUGACAUUCUCCCAAUCCUCUUCUGGAUCAUCCAAAUGCACUCUAGCAAACUUCAGACGGGCCUGGACAUGUACUGGCUUAAGCAGGGGGACACGUCUGCACUGCAGGAUUUGAGUCCCUGGCGGCGUAGUGUGUUACUGAUGGUAGGCUUUGUUACUUUGGUCCCAGCUCUCUGCAGGUCAUUCACUAGGUCCCCCCGUGUGGUUCUGCGAUUUUUGCUCACCGUUCUUGUGAUCAUUUUGACCCCACGGGGUGAGAUCUUGCGUGGAGCCCCAGAUCGAGGGAGAUUAUCAGUGGUCUUGUAUGUCUUCCAUUUCCUAAUAAUUGCUCCCACAGUUGAUUUCUUCAAACCAAGCUGCUUACCUAUUGCAGAUUCAGUCUUCCCAGCCUGGUGCAGGUCUACAAUUUUGUUUCUGGUGUCCUUUGACAGCUCUUUGGUCUUGGCCAUAGUGGAGUUUGGAGUGUGACUGUUUGAGGUUGUGGACAGGUGUCUUUUAUACUGAUAACAAGUUCAAACAGGUGCCAUUAAUACAGGUAACGAGUGGAGGACAGAGGAGCCUCUUAAAGAAGAAGUUACAGGUCUGUGAGAGCCAGAAAUCUUGCUUGUUUGUAGGUGACCAAAUAAUUAUUUUCCAGUCUGUGUUGCCCAGCGACAGCCCCAAAACAUCACUGCUCUAGAGGAGAUCUGCAUGGAGGAAUGGGCCAAAAUACCAGCAACAGUGUGUGAAAACCUUGUGAAGACUUACAGAAAACGUUUGACCUGUGUCAUUGCCAACAAAGGGUAUAUAACAAAGUAUUGAGAAACUUUUGUUAUUGACCAAAUACUUAUUUUCCACCAUAAUUUGCAAAUAAAUUCAUUAAAAAUCCUACAAUGUGAUUUUCUGGAUUUUCUUUUCUCAUUUUGUCUGUCAUAGUUGACGUGUACCUAUGAUGAUAAAUUACAGGCCUCUCUCAUCUUUUUAAGUGGGAGAACAUGCACAAUUGGUGGCUGACUAAAUACUUUUUUCCCCCACUGUAACUGUCACACAGGUGCUUUAAAACCAAAUGCAAAUCAGUGUUGCCCAGCUUGUGACUGUCUGGAACCAGAUGAUAGAGAAAUGUCUCAUGUGAUACUCCACUGUAUGGAUUUGGCCAUGUAAGACCCAGUGUUCAUCCUAAACAUGCUGCAGUCCCUUUCAUGUUGUGUUUUGCUACCCCAGGAUGAAGAACACUGUGAGGUUGUAGAUAAGAAUGGACCCAUCGGGGAGAGGAUGGAGAUAUCAGCCCAGGAGAUCAGUGAGAUGGCUACAGAGGAGACCUUCACUGACCAGGUAUGGAGAGUUUGGACUGGCUGGGUCAAAGUUAAGAUGAUCUUGGCACCCAGAACCAAAUCUGUCACAUGAGACUAGGCUUCAAGAGAUUCUGAACGGAUGAAUGUUUUCUGUUCUUGUACUGUAUAUAUCUCUUAAAUAUAGGCAAUGCUAACAGAAAAGUCUUAAUCUUUUGCGGGAAUGGGAAUUAGGGAAGACUGGUAGGUGUCCCAAAAUGGAUCUGUUCAGAUAAGUUCUAAUAUGACUAGGGGGUUGUGUAUUUAUGCCCUGUAAAUGAGAACGCCCCUUCCUCCAUGCUGUUGCCCCCUGUCAUUUUGAUAGAUCCUGCGUCUCCUGGGUGCUCUGUGGGACGUCUGCUGCCGAGUGUAACAAGUUGUAUUCAUCCCUCCCUUAUCUCCUUCCCGCAGCUCCCACUGCAUACCCCAACACACACACACACUCCGCCACAGCCAGACUGCAGCUGGAAAUUUGUCUGUUAUAACUGCACACUGGCAUCCAAAUUGUUGAAAUGUAAAACUGUUAAAAAAAGACUUUUAAAAAGUGCUACAUUUUACAGCAGAGUUCAGCAGGGGCGUAUGAAAUGGCCCGUGGCAAUUGUAUGUCAGGAAUUGGCUAUAAAGCUUCAAAUGGAAUCAAAAUGUUCGGAUUAUUAUAUUACACGUUCUACUGUGACUGUUAUGUUAUCAGAAUAUUCGACUCCAUGUGCUACUAAUGUGGAUCAGAGAUCAUGGCUGCUGUAGCAGAUUAACCUGAUCAUUUGACUCUGCUCAUUGAUCAAAUGUCAGAUAAUGACUGGUGAUUUUUAACCACCUGUUGGCUUGUCAUAUCCAUAUUGCUUUAUUCCAUUCUGACAUUAAUAUUCAGUCUUCCUUCUUAUCCAGGCGUAUGUGGAGGAGGUGCCUCCUCAAAGCAGUGCUCCUAAGGUAGUGGUGAUGGAACAGAAUGAGGCGAACCCACCCCUAUACACAGUGCCUGAUGCCUCGCCGACCCUGCCUCUCAGGCAGCCUGAGACGUCUCAGACAGUGGAGCCUGAGGAGAGGGGUAUCUGGGGAGGAGUAGAGGAAGAGGAAAGGUACAGAGAGGGAGGGGAGGAAGAGGAGGAGAGAUGUAGAGAGGAAGAGGAGAGUGACUGCUCUGUCCUCCAACAGGACGAGAUGAACUCAUCAGUGACCAAUGGAGAGUGUUCAGAGUUUGCUGCGGCAGUGGGGACUGAGACCAGCCGCAUCCUGCCUGCCUCUGUGUUGGACCAGGCCAGUGUAAUCGCUGAGCAUUUUGUCAGCAGCCUGUCCCGGAGAGGCAGCCUGGUGGUCUCAGAGGACUUGCGUUCCCUGGGCUGCCCCUCUCCUCAGCCGGGCAGCAAGAGCAGCAGCACCCCCUGUCUGAGCACCGAGCUCCAGGAGAAGGUCCAGACCCUGGUUAACUCCACCACAGAGCCCCCACUGCUCCUGGAAGCCAACGCCUCUACGCCUGCCCCUAAACUAGACCACCUCAUGGAGGUGGAGCGCAGAUCCACUCUCUCCAAGGAGGACCGGCUACUCAUCCACAAGAUCAGGAGGUACUAUGAGCAUGCAGAGCACCAGGAUGCCAGCUUCAGCAUCAAGCGCAGGGAGAGCCUGUCCUAUAUCCCAGCAGGCCUGGUCAGACACCUGAGCCGGCAGCUCAACAGCAAACCCCAGGACCAGGCGGUUCCAGGGCACAGGAAGGUCUCCCCGAACAACCGGCCCACAUCCUGGUCAGUGUUCGACCUUCCUGGCUUAGAAAAAGAGCAGAGUACUAAUAAUACCCCUGUGCUGGAGCCACAGAAAGCUGCAGACAUCAAGCCCAGAUCCCAGAAUGUCAAUGAUGCUCCUGUUGGAGACGAGGAAGAGUUCUUCAGACCAUCCUUGGACAUGGUCCAAGUGUGGCAAGACAUGGAGAUGGAGGAGGUUAAUGGGAGCCUUGGGAAACCCAAGGGUAUCCAGGGUACAGAGGACAUUGUCCAUCCUAGAUCACAUCUAUCCUGGAAGGGGGGAACCAGCAAAGAGAGCCCUGAAGCUGAGUACAUCGAGCCCCUGAGGAUCCUGGAGGAGUCAGACAUGGGCGCUGUCUCAGAGGAAUCCCCAGCCCCAUCACCCAUCACAACCUCCCCAGACCCCUUCUCAGGGCAGAAGUCCUUCCAGAAUAAGACUCUCAAGUCCUGGGAGAGAGGCACGGUCAGUAGGGCUCCCCUCCCCAGGAUCAUCAGCCUGCGUUCAGGGGUGGAGGAGGACCUGAUCCUGCAGGACAUGGAGAAGAUGAAGAACAAGGUUUUCCAACUGGCCCGCCAGUAUAGCCAGCGCAUCAAGAACAGCAGGCCCGUGGUGAGGCAGAGGAACAGGGAGGCUGAGAACCACCUUGCCCCCAAGAACCUGCCAGCUGUCUACGAGGAGAAGGUCCAAAGGAGAGACUGGGGUAAGCUGUCAGGGAUAUGUUUUGAUGAUCCGUUAUGAUUUGAUAUGAUACUCUAAUCUGCAAGGCUAAAAUUAUCAAACUGCUGUCCCUUAUCUCUGCCCUGUCUUUCUGUGUAUGCAGGUAGGCCUAACCUGACGCUGUCACUCAAAUCCUAUGAGCAGGUGGUCGUGCAUGAGCUGAGGACCCCAAGCCCAGUCCCAAGUCUCAACUCUGGGGCCAGCUCACGGGUCACGUCCCCCUGUUCCAACAGUCCUCACAGCCCAGUGCAGACACAGAGUUUCCACUGGCCAGAUGUCCAGGAGCUACGCUCCAAAUACACUAACCCCAGGCUGGACCCUGGUUCCUCCCACCCAUCACUUGUCAGCCGUAGCUGCUCUGUCCCAGAGAGGAUGCAGUGUUGCACUGAGGGCUUCAGUACCUCAUGGAGCCCCACUGGCUACUCAUCCAGCUGCAACUGCUCCACAGACACUAACAGUGGACGAACAGACUCACUUGAGACUACGUCAUCCAUGGACCACCGGGGUGGGGGUUCUGUGGGAGAGGCUCAGCCCCAGCCCCCGCUGUGCAGGUGGAACUCUUUGGAUCACAUGCUAGGAACACUGCCUCUACAGGAGCUGCAGAACCUUCAGGAGCCAAUGAGGAGCUGUUACGUGGCUGGUCAGGCUACCCUGCCCAACGAGCACAAAGUUAUUAUAGUGGAGAGGGUUGCUGGCGAGGGGCCAGUGGAGACUGGAGGGAAGGAGCGAGUGGAGGAACAAGGAGCUAAAGGAAAGAGCAAACUUAAAAUCUCUAAAAGCCUUGACUACCAGUACUGUGCCAAGAGGUCUGCACUGACUUCAGGCAAAAAGACUGAGAGUAGUCUGGUAAAAAACCUACGAGCAAAAUUUCAGAACUUGGGUUCAAGCACAUGAACACGUAACUGUACAUGCCCUACCGAUUUGAUUGCAUUCUGUAAAUAAUGAAAUAAGCCUUCUCUUACAUAUAUAUAUAUAUAUAUAUAUAUAUAUAUGCAAUUGAUGUUGAGAAAUAUGACUAUAAAUACUGUCAGUCUAUUAGCCAGUAACUACUGCUACUGUGUUAGGAGUACCAUCUUCAUGUUCAUUUUCUACUUCCUUUUUGUCUGGUUUAUCACCUUUUCUCACAUCAGUCUCUUUUUUUCACUUCUGGUGUUACCUACAAGGGAUCUUGAACAAUCAAGAGAGCACCCCAUGGGAAA